This is a messenger RNA of Phaeoacremonium minimum UCRPA7, 420 nucleotides long. RefSeq names its product putative dienelactone hydrolase family protein. The transcript is spliced from 3 exons. The record is from RefSeq and is a predicted model, not a curated record. Bases 1 to 420 code for a protein of 139 amino acids. Gene Ontology annotation, molecular function: hydrolase activity. Lineage: Eukaryota; Fungi; Ascomycota; Sordariomycetes; Togniniales; Togniniaceae.
AUGGAGCUAUGCAAGGGGCAUGAAAAUGUUAAUAAGUCAUGGUUUAUCUCUCACUCACGGACAUUGGCGGACAGCUUUGCGAGGGCCGGAUAUCUGACCGUUGCCCCGGACAUGUUCAACGGCACACCAGCUCCGAGCGACAUCAACAAUGGCGGCUUCAACACAACGCAGUUCUUGGCUGCGCAUGGCACAAAUGUGACUGAUCCGAUCAUUACCUCGACCAUAGAUUAUAUGCGCAAAACACUAGGAAUUAAGACCAUUGCCGCAACAGGCUACUGUUACGGUGGCCGAUACUCUUUCCGCUUUGUGGCACCUGGUAAAGGGGCUGAUGUCGCUUUUGCCGCGCACCCCAGCCUCCUAGAAAACGGAGAAAUAGAGGCGAUUGCGGGCCCAGCGAGCAUUGCUGCUGCUGGUCAGUGA